Molecule: messenger RNA, 1209 nt
Organism: Arctia plantaginis
Lineage: Eukaryota; Metazoa; Arthropoda; Insecta; Lepidoptera; Erebidae
Source: the annotation of a GenBank genome assembly
AUGCAUUUAAUAUCAGGAGUAGACUACCUUCCCUUUGCAUAUAAGCAUUCUUUCUAUCGCCAGGUUAAGAAAACACCACCAGAGUCCACGAGCUCAGCGUAUAUUAUCGGGGGGGAUCCAGUCGCGCGAGUGGCGCACCUUGAGCACAGCGUGCGAUUCCUUCAGGAACAGCACCGGUUGAUGCUGAGCGGCCUUCACACCGAGAUUGAAGCUUUAAGGGAGAGGAAUAGAGACUUACAAUUUCAACUGAUAUUCAACAAGGAGUCUACACCGAAAGUAACGUCGCAACCGAUUGAUGAAAAUGUUGAGACUGAGGAAACACGUCUGAAACGAGAAGUGGCUCGCCUGGAGCGGGAGGCGAGCGCCGCACGGGGUGAGGCGCGCGCCGCCGAGGCAAGAGCCCUUCAGUUGCAGACACUCGUGGAUGCGCAGACUGAAAAGCUCCGGCUGGUGGAGCUGAAGGAGGAGGCCCGCGCGGCGGAGGGCGCGGAGGGAGGCGCGGAGGGCGCGUCGCGCGGCGAGCUGCGCGCGCGGCUGGGCGAGGCGGAGCGGCUCGUGCGCCGCCUGCGCGCCGACGCGGAGCGCCAGCGGCGAGAGGUACUGGCGCCCUCGUCCGGCGCCGUCACUAACCUACUGUUUGACGGAGCCGCCGCGCGCCACGCACACUGUAUGAAGAAUUCUCUGCACGCUAGCCUAAGGGCCAGCGGGCUGGAUGGCUACGGAUACCAGAACAAUUACCAUUUCCCGCCUGUACAUACUCCCGACUUUUGGCGAGAACCACUCAGAGACGACUUUAACAUCGUGGCUUCCCGAGGGCGAAGCACACGGAGACCAUUGACGUUACCUGAGCUGUCCGGACAACCCAUACACCGAUCUACCAUAUACGCCAAUAAAUUCGCAGAAAACGUACGGCCGCGAGCCAACGGAUACGAGAAGAAUAAAAAAGCCCAACCUACGAAUAGCGAAGUAAUACACAAUACGACCGCCAAGAGUCAUGAAGAAGCUACAGAACGGAGAAUUAGGCCUACGGUCGAAUUACCGAACGCAUCGGACGAUUACAAAACGAAUUCAAUUUAUCCCGAGUUAAAAUUUGUGGUCACUAGAUUAAUUACAGACGGUCAGGUGAGCAACGGUCAGUCGAGCGAGAGCAUGUCUCGCGCGCGGGCGCGGCGCGGGCACAAGCACGCGGCCGGCGCCGACCACACGUAA